AUGUUCUGCUGCCGGAGUGAAGAAUACAAAGAACAAAAUCGCAUCAAUAAAGAAAUUGAGAAACAACUGAAGCGCGACAAAAAAGAUGCUCGUCGAGAGCUUAAACUUCUCCUUCUCGGUACCGGUGAAUCGGGCAAAAGUACUUUCAUCAAACAAAUGCGCAUCAUACAUGGAGCAGGUUAUUCAGACGAUGAGCGGAGAACUUUCAUCAAAAUUGUUUAUCAAAACAUAUACAUGGCUAUGUUUACAAUGGUUCGUGCAGUGGAAAGUUUGAAGAUUCCUUACGAAAACCCAGCAAACAAGGCAUAUGGCGAAGCAAUACGAGAAAUUGACUAUGAGACUGUGACCACAAUGGAACCACAACAUGUUGUAGCAAUCAAAUCAUUAUGGGAUGAUCCAGGUAUUAAAGAAUGCUAUGAUCGUCGUCGUGAGUAUCAACUAACAGAUUCAGCAAAAUACUAUUUAGAUAAUCUUGACCGGAUUUCACAAUCCGAUUAUCUACCGACACUUCAAGACAUUUUACGUGUUCGAGUUCCUACUACAGGUAUUGUAGAGUACUUGUUCGAUUUGGAUUCUAUCAUAUUCCGAAUGGUUGAUGUUGGUGGUCAACGUUCGGAACGUCGAAAGUGGAUACAUUGUUUUGAAAGUGUCACUUCAAUUAUGUUUCUAGUUGCAUUAUCAGAGUAUGAUCAAGUAUUAGUGGAAUCCGAUAAUGAGAAUCGUAUGGAAGAAAGUAAAGCACUCUUCAGAACAAUCAUUACUUAUCCAUGGUUUCAAGAGUCAUCUGUUAUUUUAUUUCUGAAUAAGAAAGAUCUUUUAGAAGAGAAAGUUCUCUAUUCUCAUCUUGUUGAUUAUUUUCCUGAAUACGAUGGUCCUCAACGUGAUGCCGAAGCUGCACGUGAUUUCAUUUUGAAAAUGUUUGUUGAAUUAAAUCCUGAUCCUGAGAAAAUAAUCUAUUCUCAUUUCACAUGUGCUACAGAUACAGAGAAUAUACGUUUUGUUUUUGCUGCUGUCAAAGAUACCAUACUUCAAUUGAAUUUGAAAGAAUACAAUCUUGUUUGA
Molecule: messenger RNA, 1062 nt
Organism: Schistosoma turkestanicum
Lineage: Eukaryota; Metazoa; Platyhelminthes; Trematoda; Strigeidida; Schistosomatidae
Source: the annotation of a GenBank genome assembly